This is a messenger RNA of Durusdinium trenchii, 1983 nucleotides long. The record is from the annotation of a GenBank genome assembly. NCBI's taxonomy places the organism in Eukaryota, Dinophyceae, Suessiales, Symbiodiniaceae.
GGCGGGGGGGGUCUGUAUUGAGAAAUCAAUUAGAGGGGGGGGGGUUGAAUUGAGUGAUCAAUUAUUAGACCCGGACGUCCCAACACUUGCUUCGCAAGACAAACUCAAGGUAUCCCCUAAAGGGCUACCUUUCGUGAAAUGGUUCAUCUGUUGGAAGAGGUGAACGAACACCUGAAAGACCUUACCCAAGUCUGCUUUGUCAAGCGCGAAACCACAUUGAACCCCUGGAAACCCACAUGAGACAAACGACCGAGUCAUCAUUGCCGCAUUCAUGAUUGGCAGUUGCAUCCCUGACAAAUGAAUUGAAAAAUGCUUGGCAAAACUGGCCGACGAACGGCUACGCACCAAGCAGCUGAGUGUCGAAAGUGUUUGCAAAACGAUUUCCCAGUGCGUUCAAACAACUUGGUCCUUCACACACAAGCAAGAGUGGACUGUCUGACCUGCCAUCGGUUUCUCAGACGAAACAAGGGCUUCAACAAUUUGUCGUGCUCCAUCAAAACCCUGACAAGCAAUUCAUGCGAUCUGCGGGUUGAGAAAAUGGGGCCCGGCCAGUCAUUCUGCGAAUCUGAUUUGCACCAGUUUUUCAAGAUGACAGCCUGGUUCGUGGCAUGGAAUCGCUUUUGGCACGGACAAAAUGCUUCAAUCGCCCAAGGGUUGGGAUAUGUGAGCCGCAGCGGUCCGCUUCGCGGCGGCGAAGCCCAACGGAGGCUAUGGAUGUGGCACUGGCCUUCGAGCAGCUACAUGACCUUCGGGCACAGCACCGGCCUCGGCAAUUGAGCGACACUGGCGUGCGAGUGAGCGACACUGAGGGACUCGUGGACACUGCGGCUGAAGAAGCUGUCAUGGGUAGUCAGGUCUAUGCUGCUUUGAAGGAGGAGCUUCGACCAACUUCAAUCACCUGUGGCCUUGCGUCUGUUGCACAGGAUACAGUUGCUGUUGGUGUGCAUGACUUGCAACAUACGCCAACCACAUGCGCGACACAGGAACAUGGUUAUUGCGUGACAGCAACCCGCCUUGGAACACAAAAGGUCCAAACUGCGUGUGGCACAGCGACAAAGCACCCAAAGAAGCCCACUUUAAUUGCCUAACCUAACCUCAUGUUCUCUGGUUCUUCCACAGCCUUUCCAAGAAGUGUCAUUGACAACUGCUCUGUGUCUGAUCCCUAAACGACAACAAGCCCUCAGAGACCAGCAUCCUAUAGGGAGACAGAGGGAGACAGGGACAGGAGUGAGACGCACCUUGGCAACAGCAUCGCUCCUCAGAGCGCCCCUGUUGUCAAAUGUCCUUCCUUGACUAUAUAGUUUCCUAAAUCUAUGUUAUUAGAUUAUUAGAAUGGUAUCAAGUUCUUUCUCCUUUUCCUACCACAAGGCCACAUCACAAAUCUAAAUGAAUCGAGAGGCUUCUGCCCGGUGUCUGUUUGCUGAAGACACGGGCUGGCCUUCUCGAAGUGGCCAGUUGCAAGGGCCACCGGAAAGGGCAGGAAAAGUAAGAACGAUGAUUUCCCUGAUUUACCUCCCUGAUUUACCUGGCAGCCUUCUAACAACUCUGCUGAUUCACUCUGUUUUGGCGGCUCUACUUCUGGGGGUGUCCUAGGCUAUCUAUGCAGCAUGUACAUGGAUGGGUGGCCAGUGGUCAGGUAAGUUCGAGGAGUCAUCCAUUGUAACUUAUUGCGCCUUCGCCAGUGUCUCUCUGCGGUCCAAACCUUUUUGGGCCUUCCAGAGAUCUGGCCGCUUCAAUCAAAGCUCACACUUGAGUGGUGUGAGGAGCUCUAUCAAAUUUGUUGACUCGCAAAGCUUCUUGCCCGGAUCUUUCAAGAUGAUUCACGUGACCAACACGAUACAAAAUGUUGGAAGUUCAAUGUGGUCACUUCCUGAUCGAAGAGCUUCUCAUGACGGGACAAGAAGGCGGCCCAUGGGUGUUACCCAUCGAAGCAAAAGUAACAAAAUAGAGACUCAUAGACUCAUAUGACUUCCUCGAGCCAAA